AUGUGGUCCGCAGAUAUGUUGAACUACAUCAUGCAAUGGCCCGAGGUUGUUGACAAGUCUCUCGGCAGCGACAGAACAGUCAAUGAGUUUGCAAAGAAGUUGUUCAAUGAGGAAAGCUUUGCACAUGUCAAAUCUGUCAUCAAUAAGGUCGGCGCUAUGAGCAAGGAAGAUACGUCUGGCACUGAUACAAUGGACCCCUUUAUCCAUACAUGGAAAGUUCAAGACCGCCCGGAUGAUAUUAAAGACGGGGACAAAACUUAUGGAUGGAGGAAAUGCACUCAAGCCACUCAAGCCACGGCACUCAACAAUGCGGAUUCAUAUGCGUACCUCGCUAUGGGUACAUGGCUCAUUAAGAAAUUUGGGGCAAGUAUAUCGAGUGAUGGCGUGAUCGAAGGGCCAGACGAGCUCGCACCCCGAAAUGAAUGGGUUGGUCUGCCUUGGUUUGCAUGA
Penicillium cinerascens is the source of this 450-nucleotide messenger RNA. RefSeq lists its product as uncharacterized. NCBI's taxonomy places the organism in Eukaryota, Fungi, Ascomycota, Eurotiomycetes, Eurotiales, Aspergillaceae. Bases 1 to 450 code for a protein of 149 amino acids. The record is from RefSeq and is a predicted model, not a curated record. The transcript has 5 exons. Gene Ontology annotation, molecular function: metallopeptidase activity.